Tuber aestivum (summer truffle) is the source of this 1764-nucleotide messenger RNA. The record is from the annotation of a GenBank genome assembly. Lineage: Eukaryota; Fungi; Ascomycota; Pezizomycetes; Pezizales; Tuberaceae.
CCCACAAUCGCCACCACCCCCUCCCCCAUUGGCCGCUAGAAUGGUCUCUCCAAUCCUCUGGCGCUGUCCGCAAAUGCCACACAUCAUCUACCCUUUUAAAUCUGGACUACGCAUUCACAGCUUCACUACAACCUCACCGCUCUCCGCAAAGCCAUUAAAACCCAAGGGAUCCCCCCCGUCGUCCAAAAUGAACCCAGGAAAGCAGCGUAUGCAGUCCAGCAAGGUCCACGUGAAGAAGAAACCCAUCAUGGUGCAGAAGCCCGCCUACGAAGUCGGCCAACGCAAGGAACUGCGAAAGCGUAUCGUCCUGUCGAACACCAAUGCCAUACCGGUGGUACUGCCGACCAUGACGGCGGACCUGAUUGGGAACGAGGACGCCGCCGGGGCGAUGUUUGCGCUACCGAGCAGGGAGGCGGACACGAUUGUCGAUCGGCUGAGAGCGCUGGAAGCAUUCCAAACGAAGCAGCACUGGCCAUUUUUCUACCGCCCGUGCACCCUUUUCCGGAAAGAGACGGUGGAGGUUGGGAGAUUGUUGGAGAGGGUCAUGAGGCGGGAGGGUGCAGGAGAGGAUGGGAGGGUGAAUGAGAGGGCGAUAUUGCAUGGGUAUUAUGGGUGUGGGAGGAGCAUGCUCUUGCUGCAGGCCAUGACUUGGGCACUGCAGAAGGAGUGGGUAGUUAUUGCUAUUCCGAAUGGUGGGUUCCCGGAUCGCUCAUUUUGUAUGGGUGAGGGGGAGAUGGAGUUGCGCUGAUGGUGGGUAGCCCAGGACUUGGUUAUUGGACACACCGAGUAUGAGCUUGAGGGUAAUUCGCAUCUGUGGCUGCAGAAGGCCUACACUACGGAUCUUUUGAAUAGGGUAUUGGAGGCCAAUCAGAAGACCUUGAAAGGAGUUGGAUUCCCGUCUUCCUGCCCUGCGAGGGCAAUGGUCACUAACUCCGCACUUCUUUCCAGAUGAAAAUUUCACAAAGCUAUCGUCUGGGACGAACAGACGAAGUCCAGAAAGGCGAUUUAAUGAAAACGGUAUUGGAAACUGCAGUUCUGGAUCCAUUGCUUGCUUGGGAUGCGUUCAACGCUCUGCUGGGAGAAUUGAGUUUACCGGGAAGGUAAUUAUUAAUACCCCAACCCUCCCCCUACAUCGCUUCCGGCGAUGAAGAAUUAUCAGAUGUAGAGAUAUUUUAUCGUCCAAGAACGCAAAAACUGUGUGGAUAUUUCCGUUACCUUCUGAGGAAUACUUUCAACCCAACUUCAGCCCCAACAUGUAUCGAACCCUGGGGUAUAUAUAUGCUAACAAACUAAUUGAAACCCACCAGCCCCCCAGCACUGUUCGCACUGGACAACCUCAACCAGAUCUCCAUCCCAAGUAAAUACCGAGAUCCGGCUUUCAACGCGAUCCACUCCCACGAUCUCGCCCUUCCGAAUACAUUCCUUGCAUACCUAUCCGGCAAGCGUGGCUUUCACAAGGGAGUCACCCUCGCCGCAACAUCAUCAAAAUGCUCUCGAACGUUAGCCCUCGAUGCAGCGCUUGAAGGUCGGGGAGUCGACCCGUACGAGAGACUCGACCCAAGAAUUGGACCCUCGAUUGAGGGUGCUCAGAUCAUCCACGUGGACAGCCUGAGCAAGGAGGAGGCAAAAGCCCUCAUGGACUACUACAACGAGAGCGGGAUCAUGAAGGACCCAGUAGACAUCGCCACUUUCAACGAAAAAUAUGCAGUGUCAGCUGGUAAUCCUAGAGACCUGUUCGGCGCUUGCUUACGGAUAAGGCAGUGA